AUGUGAGACAGCGCAGCUCCUCUUACAAGAGAGAGAGACUGAGAGACAGAGAGAGAAAACAGAGGUGAAAAAGUGAGGUUUGUAAAAAAACACAGCAAAGGAAACAUCAAACUUCUGAGACAAUAGAAAUAGUUCUAGAGACAGUUGGACUAGAACUAAACUAAGAAACCUUCUAGGGGAAUAUUUAUUUAAGCUUGACGCUUGGAUUCCAAAGUGAGGCCUUGGAGACAAGGAAGGACUAUUUUCAAGAGUGGACAGCAAGAAGAGUAGAGAAGAGAGCAGGGCAGAGAGGAUAACAGCCAAUAAAGUUGAGAAAACUUAAGAGAAGCAGAGACAGGUGCAAAGACAACAUGGAAUAAUAUGACAGAAACAGGAAUGUUGUAUCCACUUUUCCAUCGGUAAGAUUUGGAGUAAUAAAGAGACACACUGCUGUGUGACAACAAAGGCCUAUGCUGGUCUGUUCCCUUGAUUCCUCAGCACCCACAGCAUGUCCCACUCAUCCUCCACCCUCAAGAGAUAUACAGAUACAUCUUAUACCAAAAGUUAUGGUGGAUACAGCUCAUACACCUCCAACCUUAAUUCAUCCUACAUUGACCGUGAUAAACUCCCAUAUAAGACAAGUUAUGGUAGCUCAUAUCUGUCCAGCUCCUCACAUCUCAGAUCCUACCCGGAGUUGGAGCGAAGCCUUCCUCGUCUAGAUGUAACUAGCAAAAGGAAUGACAUUGUGGGACGUUCUACAUCUAAAUAUGGGACAAGUAAUUUCCCAACAUAUUCCUAUGGCUACAACUCAACAUAUUCUCCUGUCACCUCUCUGACACGUAGAAAGUCCUCCAGUCACACAGACCUCUCCCAUGGACUGUCAGAGUUGCGGGCUUCUGAUACUUACUACUCUCCCAGUCCAGCACUUACAUGCAGCCGACUUGAAGCAGAAGGAAACUAUCGGGCUUCAAAAACCACUAAUCUCAGUGAAGUCAGUGAUGUCUAUGGGAAAAAGAGGGGGAUCACCAAUGGUUAUGGAAUUUCCCGUACUACUUUUCAAGACCCAGCACCUUCCUCUCCAAGGUCUAGUUCACGCUUCCUUUACACCUACGAGAAAAAUGAGGAAUCAAAUGGCAAAGAGGAGCAAUCCUCCAAACAUGUACAGGGUCUGGUUGGCCUUCGGAAUCUUGGUAAUACGUGUUUUAUGAACUCCAUACUUCAGUGUUUGAGCAAUACCAAGGACCUAAGAGAUUAUUGUCAGCAGAAUUCAUAUCGACGAGAUCUGAGCUCAAAAAAAUGUAAUACUGCAAUAAUGGAAGAAUUUGCACGUUUGCUCCAGGCAAUUUGGACUAGUUCAGCCAAUGAAGUGGUGAGCCCAUCUGAGUUCAAAACCCAGAUACAGAGAUAUGCACCUCGCUUCAUGGGAUAUAACCAGCAAGACGCUCAGGAGUUUCUACGAUUUCUCUUGGACGGUUUACACAAUGAGGUCAACAGGGUGACAGUCAAACCAAGACCUUCCAGCCAAGAUUUGGACCAUAUGCCUGACUCUGAGAAAGGCAAAAAGAUGUGGAAGCGAUAUCUGGAGAGGGAAGACAGCAGAAUAGUGGAACUGUUUGUUGGCCAGCUGAAGAGUUCCCUUACCUGCACAGACUGCGGAUACUGCUCAACUGUUUUUGACCCUUUUUGGGACCUCUCACUUCCAAUAGCUAAGAAGAGUGCCUCUGAAGUAUCCCUCGUGGACUGUAUGCGCCUUUUUACUAAGGAAGAUGUUUUAGACGGUGACGAAAAGCCAACAUGCUGCAGAUGUAAAGCUCGCAGAAGGUGCACAAAGAAAUUCACCAUCCAAAGAUUUCCCAAAAUUCUUGUGCUUCAUCUAAAGCGAUUUUCUGAAGGACGCAUCAGAAGUGGCAAACUCUCCACAUUUGUCAAUUUCCCUCUUAAAGACCUGGACCUGAGGGAAUUCUCUUCAGAAUCAAACCCUCAUGCAACAUAUAAUCUCUAUGCUGUGUCCAAUCACUCUGGAACCACUAUGGGAGGACAUUACACAGCCUAUUGCAAAAACCCAAGUAACGGAGAGUGGUAUACAUUUAAUGAUUCUAGAGUCACUGCAAUGUCUUCCAGUCAGGUCAAAAGUAGCGACGCCUAUGUUUUAUUCUACGAGCUGUCUGGUCCCUCAUCCAGAAUGUAGACUUGGAACUUAAGACCUUGCAAACCUGGAGAAUUCAAGACCUUAUCCAUGCUGCAAUAUCUGGAGAGGACCUAACUGGGACACUCCAUCUGCACUGAGCCACUUGACUAUAUUUUUUAUACGAUAUUUUUAAUUCCAUAGUUUAAGUAUGGAGUCAACAAAACCAGCAUUUUAUACGAAGCCAUCAUCUGCCUUACCUACCUAGCAAAAGGACUGGACCAGUGGGUUAUUACCGGGUGAUCACCUUAAGUAUCAGAGCUUAAUAAAGCUAGUCAUAGAUGCAAGGAUACCAACAUACAAAACGACAGUUCCUACAAUUUCCUACGACAGUGUGGGGGAGUGUCCUGAUAUUUUUUUGUACCAUGGUCGUUCAGUCGAUCAGACAGGUUAAAAAACUUACAGUACAUUGGCUAACAAUAAGAUCUCGGCAUAUACUGCAGAUCUAUCCCAUAUCAAUGUGAGACUGUCAUUAUUAUUUGUUAGACAUAACUUUCGUAUGAUUGCUGUCUGUCAAUUAAUGGCCUGAGCAUUGUGUGAUUUGUUCUCUUUAUUUUAGAAUGGAUGGUUAGUUGCAGGUCGGAAGAUUGGCACGGACAAUCAUUCUUCCGACAUAGGCUAUAAUCUGCAUGUCUAUGGCCAUCUUAAUGCAGGAAGAAUGAAUUGUGUUUUUCAGACUAGAUUACGAUCAUGGUGCAGAUCUGAUGCUGGCAAGUGGUAGCACGGCUCAGUGUUUUUAGUCUUGCAGUGAAAGGUGCUGUAAUAAAAAUACGCUUCUCAUUUAUUAUUGUUGAAAAAUGGCAAAAGAUAAAGUAUCAGUUACACCAGUGAUCCCCAACCAGUAGCUCGCGAGCAACAUGUUGCUCUCCAACCCCUUGGAUGUUGCUCCCAGUGGCCUUAA
This is a messenger RNA of Xenopus laevis (African clawed frog), 3065 nucleotides long. It is a transcript of the gene usp2.L, whose product is annotated as ubiquitin specific peptidase 2 L homeolog. The transcript has 13 exons. The record is from RefSeq and is a predicted model, not a curated record. Lineage: Eukaryota; Metazoa; Chordata; Amphibia; Anura; Pipidae. Gene Ontology annotation, molecular function: cysteine-type deubiquitinase activity. The coding region runs from base 488 to 2167 and encodes 559 amino acids. Gene Ontology annotation, biological process: protein deubiquitination; ubiquitin-dependent protein catabolic process. Gene Ontology annotation, cellular component: perinuclear region of cytoplasm.